UACAUUCACUCUUUCCCACAACACAACUCAUCACCCACUCAAAAACAAGACCCCACUCCCCUCACUCACUCACUUCCUUCCCACCUCACCACCUCCGGUCUCCGCCGCAACAACCACCGUAUCCUCCAUGUCAAACCCUAACAUCAAAACAUUCGACUGGACCUUCAACCCCGAACCCCAAGACGAACCACUCCAAGUCAAAGGCCACAAACUCCUCUUUUUCAUUGCCAUCUUCACCAUCAUCAUCCUCUUCACAGCACUCUUCCUCUGCGCCCGCUGGCUCUUCCAAACCCACCACACUCCCCACGCGCCAUCUCACACCUCCACAUUCUCCUCCUCUCAAUCCGAAGGACUCAACGCCGACGCCAUCAAGAAGCUUCCUAUCAUACUACACCAAUCCAAUACUUCAAACCAUGCAUUGGAGGAAACGGAAUGUUGCAUUUGUUUAAGCACUUUUAGAGAUGGUGAGAAGGUGAAAGUGUUACCGAGUUGUGAUCAUUAUUUUCAUUGUGAAUGUGUUGAUGCAUGGCUUGUGAAUCAUUCUAGUUGUCCUUUGUGUAGAGCUUCUCUUAAGAUUGAUUUAGAGUUUCCUAAGAUUUUGAUUCAAGAACCACCUAUUAGAUAUAAUCUUGCUCUUUAAUCUUGUUUAGUGUUAGUAAUUUACAUGAUUUGGAGAAUAAUUUGUUCCGAGCAAUGUAAAUCUAAGAAGCAAUAUUAGAGAUGUUAAUGAUAGUGAAUUAUUUUGGAUUGAAAUUUGUGAACUUUAGUUUGAACUA
Messenger RNA from Medicago truncatula (barrel medic), 776 nucleotides. Its product is annotated as RING-H2 finger protein ATL66. The record is from RefSeq and is a predicted model, not a curated record. The transcript has a single exon. Bases 128 to 640 code for a protein of 170 amino acids. NCBI's taxonomy places the organism in Eukaryota, Viridiplantae, Streptophyta, Magnoliopsida, Fabales, Fabaceae.